AUGGCUACAGUUUUACAGGCGGAGGAUUCAUCCUCAUCAAUAGAUUCUAAUGCUACGGUGGGGAAAGAAGAGCAUGCCACAAAUUCGGACAGCAGUUCAAUUACUGAAGCUGGCGAAAAAGAGGUGGCCAAGACCUUGCCGGAUAAAGCUGGGAGCGAGGAUUCAGAGGUUGGUGGAUCAUCAACCCAACAGGAAGAGGUGCAAGAUAUAAUUCCGGACCGAGUUUUCGUUGGAAAUCUCCCAUACUCGGUUACAGAGGACCAGGUGCGUGAAUUGACGCCAGAUUUGAAGAUUAUCUCGGUUGAAAUCCCGAAAAAGACGUUUUUCAACCGUUUUAUGAGCCAACCGGUGAUUCAAUCCAAGGGUUACGGAUUUAUUACAUACACCUCGGCAGAAGAUGCUACACGUGCAAUUGAAGAGAUUACAGGUAAGAAGAUCAGCGAGAGGGAGAUUUACGCAAAAGCUGCAAUUCCACAAUCCAGAAACAGGAAUCGGCACAAUAAUUACAAUUAUGCAAACGGCGGAAAUCGCGGGAACUUCUACUCCUUUAACGGAUAUGGCGGUGGGUACGGAAGCUUCUACAGGUACGGCUAUAUGCCGGGCGGUGCACCCGAAAUAGGAGAUUUGCGAAUUUCCUCACCGGGAGGUCCCGAAGGAAUGUACAAUAAUGUUUACUACCCGCAGGCAGCAGGAAGCUACUAUUAUCCGGGAGUUGCGCCACAGCCCACGCCACAGCUGAUGGGUAGGUUUUACGGUCCACCAGUUAUGGCAUUUGGUGCCGGAUACAGGGGGGAAUAUGCUGAAAAAGAGGCAGAGAAGCAUUCCGGAAAAGAUGAGGAUUUGCAUCGUGAAAAUUCCUUAAACGCAGACGAAGAUGCCCCGAAUGAGAGUGAUGAGGGGGCAAAAAGCGACGAAAACGAGCAAGAUGAUGCCGAAAAUGGCACGGAACAUGCGAAAAAGGAAGGUGAGCCAAGAGAAGACGUUGGAAUGCUGAAUCUCGAUAUGAAGAUGAUGCAGGUUGGAACAGGUCCUCUAGGCAUGGAAGCAAGGUACAAUCAGCCGUACAGAAGACAGCGAAAAACUAAGGAGGAGAAAAUUCGCAAACUGCAGGAAGGAACCCCUUCAAAAACGACAAUUUUUGUGGGGAACCUUGAUAGAAACGUGACAGUGAACGAUUUGAGGGAAUUCUUCAAGGAUUUAGAGCCGCAAUGGAUUCGUGUGCCCAGAAAGACGCUUCCAAAGUAUUUGUACGAGAGAUUCAAGUUACAAAACAUCCCGAUACAGAAUAAAGGAAUCGCGUUUGUGCGAUUCGCCAACGAGGAAAAGCAGAAGAAUGCGAUCGAGAAAUUGAACGGUGUUGAGUUCCGCGGGAAACCGUUGAAUGUGACGGUUGCUAUAGAUUCGGCAUCCGAUAAGAUGCAUGGGGAACGAGAAAAGAAGCAGGAGGACAGAGAUAGCAUGCCAAAAACGGAUAAAGAUGAGCAAGAAACAAAGAAGGAGGAGGAUUGA
Messenger RNA from Brettanomyces bruxellensis, 1509 nucleotides. RefSeq lists its product as uncharacterized. The record is from RefSeq and is a predicted model, not a curated record. The transcript has a single exon. Gene Ontology annotation, molecular function: RNA binding. Lineage: Eukaryota; Fungi; Ascomycota; Pichiomycetes; Pichiales; Pichiaceae. The coding region runs from base 1 to 1509 and encodes 502 amino acids.